CAAAGGAAUCCAACACCGAAAAAAAGAAGAGAGAAGAGAAAGAAGACCCAAAAGCAAGCUAAAGCUAAAGCUUAGAGCACUGUGUGUUGACAAGAAUUACAUUAGAGUGAAGAUAGAAAGAGCAACACAGAAUGGUUAAAGUAGGAGGCGUCUUUGUCUGUCUCUUGAUUGUUGCCAUGGACAUCGUAGCUGGGAUCCUCGGCAUCGAAGCUGAACUUGAACAAAACAAGGUGAAGCAAUUAAGGUUGUGGAUCUUUGAGUGUAGAGAGCCAAGCCAUCCAGCAUUCAAGCUAGGGCUAGGUGCAGCAGCACUUCUGGUUCUUGCCCAUAUCAUUGCUAACUUGCUUGGUGGAUGCAACAAUUGCAUUUGCUCUCAAGAUGAGCUGCAAAAGGCUCCUCCUAACAGGCAACUCUCACUCGCAUGCCUCGUCUUUACCUGGGUCAUUCUAGCCGUUGGAUUGUCAAUGCUGGUGAUAGGGACUUGGUCGAACCACAAGUCAAGAGCUUCGUGUGGAUUCACACACCAUCAUUUUCUUUCCAUUGGAGGCAUCUUGUGCUUUGUUCAUGGCCUCUUUUGUGUAGCGUAUUAUAUUACUGCCACUUCUACCGACUAAUUAUUAGUGAUUAGUAGCACUAAACCAGCCUCUUUCUUUAAGGAUUGUUUGUGCCUUUCUCAACUUUACUAAUCCAUCCCUUUCAUAUUUUCUAACUAGCUCUGAAGUGAUAACUCUCCCCUCGAGUGGAACUUCUGCCAUUUGAGUU
Messenger RNA from Fragaria vesca subsp. vesca, 762 nucleotides. RefSeq lists its product as uncharacterized. The record is from RefSeq and is a predicted model, not a curated record. NCBI's taxonomy places the organism in Eukaryota, Viridiplantae, Streptophyta, Magnoliopsida, Rosales, Rosaceae. The transcript is spliced from 4 exons. The coding region runs from base 132 to 614 and encodes 160 amino acids.